This is a messenger RNA of Leishmania mexicana MHOM/GT/2001/U1103, 1641 nucleotides long. RefSeq names its product amastin-like protein. NCBI's taxonomy places the organism in Eukaryota, Euglenozoa, Kinetoplastea, Trypanosomatida, Trypanosomatidae. The transcript has a single exon. The coding region runs from base 1 to 1641 and encodes 546 amino acids. The record is from RefSeq and is a predicted model, not a curated record.
AUGUCCCAAGUCGCUCGAGCAAAGAAGAUGUUCGACGACGUAUCCUCCUUUUCCGAGGAGGACGUCGUCAAUGACGAGACGAUGCAGCACAAGGUGAACUCACCAUCCGCGGCCCCCUCGGCGCAGCACGUUGACCCUGCAGUUUCUCGUUUGACGGCGCUCUCAGCAACAACAGUCUCACAGGUUGAUAGCGAUGACGAUGCCAACGCCUUUGUGCCCAAGUCGGCAUCUUCAUUACAGCAGGUGGCGGAGCCGGAGGGUGCUGGUGGGGAAGACGCGGGACACGUGACGAUGGUUGCCCGCAUGUCCGUGUCGCUGACUCCAAAGGACUCUCCACGAGCUGCGUCGCCAGCGGAGCCGUCUGCACAGGCUCAAGUGCUUGUACAAUACUCCUCAGUAGCCAUGCAAGCUCUACAGCCGCCCAAAUUCGCUGCGGCCGGCGACCUGCCGUGGAACAGGGCAGCGUUGGGCAACGCCUCUGAGUACAGUGCGCCGGCAGCUCUGUCACCGCGGCAGUCGUGGCCAGCGGAGGUCAAAGCCGUCGUAAGCCCUCAGCAGGCUGGCGCCGGUAAGGCGAGUUCGCGGAAGAGCCGUCGCCGCCCCUACACCCCGGGUGUGCAUAACUCGCGUGUGGGAGACGGCAGCGGAGGUGCAGUCCCCACUGGUGCUGAAGGUGCCACUCCUGCUCAGUACUCUGAGCGAGAGGAAACGGAGGCGGGGGCAUUUUCCACCAUGGAGAACCGCGAGGAGGCCAAGAGCGCACAGUGUGGCCCUGACGAGUCUGAUGACGAGAUGCGCGCGCAGUACACGCCAGCCUCGAUGAACCGGGCAACGGCGGCGCACAAAGAGUACUCCAGCGAUGAAUACGCAGCUCACCAUGGCGCGUCCACCGGCCUUAGACACGGCUCGAACAGCGAAGUCAGCAAGGACAAGGACUUCCCUUUCGCUUCGUACAUCUUCCCCCGCCUCAACCCGGCCUUGGCUGACUAUCCGAGAACCCGCGCCGCGGGUUCUGCGGUGAAGCAAGGUGAAGCGAUGCCACCCAACGCGGUGGAGAUGUGCUGCGCGUACCUGAUAGUUACAGACAUUCGCGUCGCUGUCUACCUCGUCCUGCUGUUUGUAUCGGUCGCACUGCUACUGGUGUCGAUCCCCACGUCGCAGCUGGACAUGGUGGGCGGGGCUUGCUUUACGUACUGGGGCUAUAAAGACAACUGCGACAACAUUACCUACACCAUCCCUCUACCGCUGUACUCCAUCCCCUUUAUCCGCAGACACCUCAGCGUGGGGGCAGCCUUCUCAAUCAUCACCCUAAUUGUGCUCCUGGUGAAUUUCGCGACUGCCGUCAUCGUCGUCUACUGCCUAAAGACGGCACCACACACCAUCUCGUUCCACUCUCGCGCCGUCCUCGGUGCCCUCGGGUGUGUAGGCGCAUUCAUGCAGCUGAUUUCCUGGGCGGUGGUGGCGAGGAUCUACAAUUCUGACAGCGCCUUCACCGAUGAGAUCACAUACGGAGCUGGCUUCGGGUUUAAUAUCUCGUCAUGGGCGAUGAAUCUUCUCGGUGUCGUGGUCGUCUUCGCUCCUCUCUCCCCGUUUCGUGCACCGUCAAUAGCAGCGCAGUGGAGGGUGAGAGAGAUUGACUGA